AUGCCCGAGAAAGGACUAGCGCGGGAUGCACGUUGUUACGCAGUGCGUGGGGAGGAGCUGGUCGGGGAGACUGCCGACGAUGGUUACUUGGGCUCGAGAAAGCUGACCCCAGUGCUCCUCUCCGCUAUCACUUCCCUCGCCCUCGCCGUCUCCGCGCUCGCCGCGGGCCCCGGCCCCUACCCCGUGAAGGAGACGCUGCACUGCCGCUCCAGCCCCAGCACGUCCGGCAAGAUCGUCAAGGACUACCCGAAGGGCACCAAGAUCAAGCUCUCGUGCUACUCGCGCGGCCAGUCGAUUGGCGGCAACACGAUCUGGGACAAGACGACCGACGGCUGCUUCGUCGCCGACUACUACGUCACGACGGGCACUACCAACCCGGUCGUUGCGGCCUGCAGCGGCGGUGGCGGCAGUGUCUCGCCCUGUCCGUCGAUCAACGACGCGGGCAUCGCCCUGAUCAAGGAGUUCGAGGGCUUCUUCAAGAACCCGUACAAGGACCCCGUCGGGCUCUGGACGGUCGGAUACGGCCACCUCUGCGCGAACGGGGGCAAGGACAGCUCCUGCUCCGGCACCGGCUUCAAGUACCCUCUCACUGAGGCGACGGCGACCGAGCUGCUCAAGAAGGACCUGCCGAGCUACACCUCCUGCUUCCCCAAGUACCUCACGAGCGGCGCCAAGCUCAACAAGAACCAGUACGCCGCACUCACGAGCUUCACGUUCAACCUCGGCUGUGGCGUGCUCAAGGACUUUGCGGGCCGCCUCAACAAGGGCGAGGACGCCAGCACGGUCUUUGCCCAGGAGUUCCCCAAGUACGUCCACGCGGGCGGAAACGUGCUCCAGGGCCUUGUUAGGCGCAGGAACGCAGAGGUCGCGCUCGCCAAGAAGGCCGGGUCCACCGAGGCCUGGCCCAAGUGUGCCAAGUAG
Trichosporon asahii var. asahii CBS 2479 is the source of this 921-nucleotide messenger RNA. Its product is annotated as glycoside hydrolase family 24 protein. Gene Ontology annotation, molecular function: lysozyme activity. The transcript has 2 exons. The coding region runs from base 1 to 921 and encodes 306 amino acids. Lineage: Eukaryota; Fungi; Basidiomycota; Tremellomycetes; Trichosporonales; Trichosporonaceae. The record is from RefSeq and is a predicted model, not a curated record. Gene Ontology annotation, biological process: peptidoglycan catabolic process; cell wall macromolecule catabolic process.